GCGAAGCGGCGUCGCAGCACUGCCAGCAGCACCGCGCGACACACGAUGGAGAAGGUCCUGACGGGCGUCGCGCGCCUGGGCAUGGGCGUCGCCGGCGUGUCGUUCAUCGGCAGCAACUGCCUCUACAACGUCGAGGGCGGCCACCGCGCCGUCAUGUUCGACAACAUCCGCGGCGUGCUGCCCAAGCCCAUUUCCGAGGGCACGGGGUUCAAGAUCCCGGUGCUCCAGACGCCCAUCAUCAUGGACAUCCGGUCGCGGCCGCGGGAGAUCAAGUCCGUCACGGGGACCAAGGACCUCCAGAUGGUCAACAUCUACCUGCGCGUCCUGAGCCGGCCCCGCGAGGAGGCGCUGCCCAAGAUCUACAUGACCCUGGGCACGAACUUCGACGACCGCGUGCUGCCGUCGCUCGGCAACGAGGUCCUCAAGUCCGUCGUGGCGCAAUACAACGCGGACCAGCUCCUCAGCAUGCGCGAGCAGAUCUCGCAGCAGAUCCGGUCGACGCUCACGAAGCGCGCGGAGGCGUUCAACCUCAUCCUCGACGACGUGUCGAUCACGCACCUCGUCUUCGGCAAGGAGUUCACGUCGGCCAUCGAGCAGAAGCAGGUCGCCCAGCAGGAGGCCGAGCGCCAGACCUACGUCGUCGCCAAGGCCGAGCAGGAGAAGAAGGCCGCGAUCAUCCGCGCCGAGGGCGAGGCCGAGGCCGCCGCGACGAUCUCCAAGGCCCUCGAGCAGUGCGGCUCGGGCCUCAUCGAGGUCCGCCGCAUCGACGCCGCCCGCGAGGUCGCCGAGACGCUGUCCCGGGCCCGCGGCGUCACCUACCUGCCCUCGGGCGGCGACAAGGGCGGCUCCAACAUGCUCCUCGGCCUCAACACGGACCGACAGUAGGCGGCGGUCGCGCGCGCGGCCGAAGGUAAAGACCCAUGGGAGUG
This is a messenger RNA of Aureococcus anophagefferens, 929 nucleotides long. RefSeq lists its product as hypothetical. The record is from RefSeq and is a predicted model, not a curated record. The transcript has 3 exons. Lineage: Eukaryota; Pelagophyceae; Pelagomonadales; Pelagomonadaceae. Gene Ontology annotation, cellular component: mitochondrion; membrane. The coding region runs from base 46 to 885 and encodes 279 amino acids. Gene Ontology annotation, biological process: mitochondrion organization.